UUCUUAUUCCCUAUAUCCUCUUCCUAAUAAUUGCUGGAAUGCCCCUGUUCUAUAUGGAAUUAGCACUAGGGCAGUAUAACCGAGAAGGGGCUGCCACUGUAUGGAAAAUCUGUCCAGUUUUCAAAGGUGUAGGCUAUGCAGUGAUACUCAUUGCUCUUUACGUGGGUUUCUACUACAAUGUUAUCAUCGCUUGGUCUCUGUAUUAUCUGUUUUCAUCAUUCACCUUUGAGCUCCCAUGGACAAACUGCGACAACAGCUGGAAUAGCCCAAACUGUACAGAUCCCAAACUCUUCAAUGCAUCAGUGCUUGGCAAUGGUACCAAAUACUCAAAGUACAAGCUCACUCCUGCAGCAGAAUUUUAUGAGCGAGGAGUUCUGCACCUGCACGAAAGCCGUGGAAUACAUGACCUUGGCUUGCCUCGUUGGCAACUUUCCCUGUGCCUCUUGGUGGUGGUAAUCAUUCUUUUCUUUAGUCUGUGGAAAGGCGUGAAGACUUCAGGAAAGGUUGUUUGGAUAACAGCCACUUUGCCUUAUGUUGUAUUAUUUGUCUUGUUAAUACAUGGAAUAACCCUGCCUGGUGCAUACAAUGGAAUAAAUGCAUACCUGCACAUAGAUUUCAGAAGAUUAAAAGAAGCCACAGUAUGGAUCGAUGCAGCUACUCAGAUAUUUUACUCCUUAGGAGCCGGGUUUGGUGUUUUAAUUGCAUUUGCCAGUUACAAUAAGUUUGACAACAACUGCUACAGGGAUGCUUUGCUGACUAGUACCAUUAACUGUGUCACAAGCUUCAUCUCAGGAUUUGCAAUUUUCUCCAUAUUGGGCUACAUGGCUCAUGAGCACAAAGUUAAAAUCGAGGAUGUAGCCACUGAAGGAGCUGGUUUAGUUUUCAUCCUGUAUCCGGAAGCAAUUUCUACUCUAUCAGGGUCUACCUUUUGGGCUGUGGUAUUUUUCAUCAUGCUCCUUACUCUUGGCAUCGACAGUUCUAUGGGCGGAAUGGAGGCUGUCAUCACUGGUUUGGCAGAUGAUUUCAGAAUUCUGAAGCAGCACAGAAAGCUCUUCACCUUUGGUGUUUCUUUUGGCACUUUCCUACUUGCUCUUUUUUGCAUCACCAAUGGUGGAAUUUAUGUACUCACACUACUGGACACAUUUGCAGCUGGGACUUCAAUAUUGUUUGCUGUUCUAAUGGAAGCAAUUGGAGUUUCCUGGUUUUAUGGUGUGGACAGAUUCAGUGAGGAUAUUCAACAAAUGAUGGGCUUCAAGCCAGGCCUCUACUGGAGACUGUGCUGGAAAUUUGUUAGCCCUGCUUUUUUAUUGUUUGUCGUGAUAGUCAGCAUAAUAAAUUUCAAACCAUUGACCUAUGAUGACUACACCUUUCCUCUCUGGGCAAAUCGCAUUGGCUGGGGAAUAGCAUUAUCUUCAAUGAUACUUGUGCCUGCCUAUAUUAUCUAUAAAUUUAUGAAUGUGCGUGGGACCUUUAAAGAAAGACUAGCUUACUGCAUCACACCAGAAAAUGAGCAGCAACUCGUGGCCCAAGGAAAUGUCAGGCAGUUUAAGCUUCAACACUGGCUAACAAUAUGACAUCGAACAGGUUGAGGAAAAAGCCACUAUGUUAAGAUAAACUGAGAAUACAGAAAAGUCAAGUUCAAAGCUCCCUCAAUUAUGCUUGGACCAGGCUGGCUCAGAGCUUAUCUACUGACUCUUUGAGGGAAGACAUCUGCUCUCUGUUCUCAAUGCCUCCUUUCUAUUCCUUGGCUUCAAAUGAUCUUUAAAGACUGAUUAUUUUUUCAUAUAUCCUUUGGUGCAAUGAGAUCCCUACAUGACCAAAACUUGUGAGUUUUGCUAUUGGCAGAAGGGGGAAGCAGAGAAAAAAAAAAAAGCAAUCAACAUAAGUUAAAUGCUCUUUAAGUGUGAAGAAGUGAACUAAACUUUUCUGAUAGUAAUAAUUGCUUCAGAUAUUCAUGCCACGACCUAUUUUAAACCAACAACACCUGAACAUUCUUAGAUCUAAGAAAAGAGGACGUCUCAAUUAUGAGGAUAGAGCAACUUUAACUAUGUACUAAUGUCAUUAGUUUUCUUGCCAUACUAUCCUUUGAGAUAUGAGUUUGCAUUCUUUUGAAGACUCAGUGCUUCAUUUUCAGUGUUUUUUCUCAUAGUGAAGAAGGUUGUUUGCUAUCUGUAGAUGUCCAUGCCAUUUUCUGUCCAGUUUAAUUAUACAAGCUGAAAAGCAGCAAGAACAGAAUUCCUGUUAUAGCUAGGUAGAAUAUACAGUUUCAUGCUGUACUGUACGUAAUAAAAACAUACUCCCUUAUAGCAACAUUUUAAAUGGCUUUAUCAUA
This is a messenger RNA of Chaetura pelagica (chimney swift), 2332 nucleotides long. It is a transcript of the gene SLC6A2, whose product is annotated as solute carrier family 6 (neurotransmitter transporter), member 2. NCBI's taxonomy places the organism in Eukaryota, Metazoa, Chordata, Aves, Apodiformes, Apodidae. The transcript is spliced from 13 exons. Gene Ontology annotation, cellular component: plasma membrane; neuron projection; neuronal cell body membrane. Gene Ontology annotation, biological process: dopamine uptake involved in synaptic transmission; sodium ion transmembrane transport. The record is from RefSeq and is a predicted model, not a curated record. Gene Ontology annotation, molecular function: norepinephrine:sodium symporter activity; neurotransmitter:sodium symporter activity; dopamine:sodium symporter activity. Bases 39 to 1574 code for a protein of 511 amino acids.